AGUGCUCGCUACCACCCUUCGGGGAAUCUUGACUUACUAAACCUGACCACAGCAAAACACAUUCCGGCUGGAAUUCUGCUCCUGCUGUAACUUAAAACACCCAAAAAUGCGGUGGAAAUCACUGCUACUAUUCCUUUCGAGCGGGAUCUCUCUUUGCUUAGGCGCACGGCCUCUUGAAAUUGGGUUGGAAGCUGUGUUUUCCAAGCCGUCUUAUUUGGCUCUUUUUGCGGAAACAUUGCAUGCUGAAAGCCCUGAAGCAUUCUACUGGUUUCUCAAUAGCGUGUCUGAUCGUCCAUUAGAGUCUUCAAGCCCCAAGGCUGCAUAUGAUGACCUGUUAAUACGAUUGCAAAAUGAAAAUGUCCUUGAUGACGAAACGCUUAGUAGUUUCCAGUUCGCACUCGCACUCUCUUCUGGCGCGCCAAAGCUGGCUGCUUUCCACAGUCUAGUUGAUGAGAAGAAUGUUGAAUGCAAUUCUUGGAUACUUGGAAGAGACGGUCCCUCGUGCAAGGUUCCUACGUCCUUCAGCAGCAUUCCUAAAAUUAAUGUUUAUGAGAAAAAUAAUUUGGAUUAUGUGUAUGAUGACUGUUCGGUCGAGACUCCUACUGUCAUUGCUGUCACGGACUUUGGAGUCGAAUUCGCCGGCUUCCAUAAGCAGCUUAUGCCUCUUGCGGAGUCUUGCAAAAUUCGUUAUGUGAUUCGCUAUUCACCAUCUCCUAAAACGACUGAGGAGCCUUUGCGUGUUGCUGGUUUCGGUGCUCACGCCUCACUUAAACGCACAGACUAUCUAGUUGUAGACGACCGUGAAGUCAAAAUUUCUUCACAAGAAGCCGGCUCUGUUUCUACCGAUAACGAACAGAAGCUGUUUGCUGAUCUUGAUGAUAACUUAGAGGCUGUUCCGGAAGAGCAACUUGAACAACUUGGCUCAUUAACGGCACAGUAUAUCUCCCAGCAGGAAGAUCCCUUGACUGUCCUUCGCAAACUUAGUCAGGAUUUCCCUCUUUAUGCACACAAGAUUGCUGGCGAACAGUUGAACAAGCAGUUUAUUGAAAAUAUCACCGCGUUUCAGGAGCGAAUUAUUCCCGAGGGAACCAAUAUCGUUUCUUUCAAUGGUAUUCCCGUGGAUGUGAAUGAAUUAGACGCUUUUUCCCUUCUCUCAAUGCUCCGUUCGGAACGGGCGAUUGUGAAUGACUUGAAAAAACUUGGAUUAUCUCCCCACGAAGCUCAGCAAGUACUUUGCAGUGAUAAGUUUGGACGUGACAGUAACGAAAUUGUUCUCCCCAAGUUUGACUACCGCGAUGAUACCGAAGGUGGAAAUGUCAUCGUUUGGGCGAAUGAUUUGGAAAAUGAUCCUCGAUAUUCCGAAUGGCCUACGGAGGUUCAAAACUUUUUGCGUCCCUUAUAUCCUGGACAAUUACAUAUGGUUCGCAAACAGUUACACACUGUGAUAUACCCAGUGGAUCCCAGUAGCUCCAUCAGCGCACAGUUUGUUCGUGACUUGCUCAUGACAACGCAACGCGUAAUUCCCAUCCAAACUGGUAUGGUUUGUCGUGCUUCCGGAGAUAAUGUUGUGGGUCAGGUAUUAUGUCGAGCCUUCCACUUCCUUCGCAACGAGGCAGACAUCGAUACUGCACUGUCCUUUUUAUUGAACUGUUUGCAAGAGGAUGACAAGACUGAUGUCUGGUCUUUAGUUGAGAAGCAUAUGCCUCCUUUGUUGAGGGAUGAUGAGUCUCUUGAUUCCCUUCAUAAUAUUCUCUACUCACCAUUUUUCGACGCUUUAAUGGCCAACAGUAAUUCAUGGAUGAAUCGUCUUAGUAUUGAUCCUCACAAUAGGGAUAUUAUUGUUAAUGGCCGUAUCAUUGACUAUGGUAAUGAUUUUCACCAAAAUAUGUUGGGUAUCUUCAUUGAGGAUAUUCCCCAAGUGCAGACAGCAGUCGCUAUGUACAAACUUACUGAUGAUGAUGAUCUGCUUGACUUUGCAUUGUCUGAUGCUUUACCCAAGCGUAAUGCACUUGUGUAUCCUUCCUCCAAAAAUGUACAACGAAAUGUGAAUCUUCAGGCUUCCUUAAACUCAUUGGGUCUCACAUUAAAUGAUGUGUUGCUUUUUGGACGGAAAAGUGCUCCAAUCACUCUUUGGUUGAUCACUGAUUUUUCUGCGCCCGAGUUUGGUACCUUUAUAACAACGCUGGAAGAAUUGCAACAGGACGUGAGUGAUAUCUCUGUUGUUUUGUUGCCUAACUCUAACACAACCGACUCGGUUUCUCUUCAACUCGUUGAACGUGUUAAAGCAAGAAUUGCCCCUCGACUGAGCCAACUCGAGGAUUUAUAUGAUUUGUAUCAACCCGAACACAAGGUCAAAGCGGAAACUAAAGAACUAAUGGAGAAAUACCUUAAGCUUGUCAGCAUUAUUGGUGUUUCUGAACAUGAAACUGGUAUCCUAAUGAACGGACGUUUAAUCACACCGCUUAGCCCUGACAGUUUGAAUGUUGAUGAUCUUGCUGAAUUGGCAUAUAUCGAGCGCAACAAUUUUGUGGAGAUUUUAGAAGAUUUGAUUAAGAAUCCACGAGUAUGUCUCCCCUUCCUUAGUUCAUAUCUGAAGGAGUUGAAGACGAGACCCUUCCAAGCUGUUGGGUAUGGACAAACGCAAAUGUCGUUCCCUCGGGACUCUUAUGUCGAUAAACUUAAACAGCAUGCUACAUUUUCUUAUGGUGACGUGGAAACGGCCAUGUACAGUGUAGUUGCUAUCAUUAACCCUCUUUCAGCAGAAGCACAAAAACUGUCGGUUUUCCUCGAGACGCUCUCUAAAAUGAACAGCGUCUUUAUUAUGGUUAUUUUGAACCCUCAACAAAAACUAGAGGAGCUUCCGCUGAAACGUUACUAUCGAUACUCCAUUGCGUCGGUACCCCAAUUUGAUGAGCAAGGUAAUAUGGUUCCUCCAAGCGUUAUUUUUGAUAACCUGCCUGCCGAUGUUCUCUUAACAAUGGAUCUUGAAACUAGAGACGCUUGGGUUGUUAUGCAGAAGGAUGUGCAGUUGGAUUUGUAUAAUGUUAAACUUCCACAUACAGAGUCGAACGAAAACUUGACUCCGUUGACAGCCACUUAUGAGUUGAAGAACAUCCUCGUUCAAGGAUAUUCAACUGAGAGACAGUCUGGAAGACCUCCUCGUGGUAUGCAGGUUUUGUUAAGUAACAAAGACGGUUCUUAUAAAACGGAUACCAUUGUCUUAGCUAAUUAUGGCUAUUUUCAACUUAAGGGUAAUCCCGGUAUAUUUACAAUUGCGCCUAAGUCUGGACGUUCGGAGGAGAUUUUCAGCAUUGAUGGUGUGAAUCAUGGUACCACCGACAACUCUCUCACGAUUUCCGGCUUUGAGGGUGUUAUUCUGCAUCCCACAGUUUCAAGAAAUCCUGGUUACGAAAAUGAGGAUGUCUUGAAGCCUGAUGCGCCUUCACAUAAAUUCCUGAACAAGCUUCUUCGUCCGUUUAGAGGUGCACAAAAAGAUGAGCAUGCGGAAAUUAAUAUCUUCUCUCUCGCCAGUGGGCAUUUGUAUGAACGGUUCAUUUACAUUAUGACCAGAAGUGUUAUGGAACACACGAAGCAUACAGUUAAGUUUUGGUUUAUUGAGAACUUUUUGUCGCCAUCAUUUAAACGAGACAUUGCAAUUUUGGCAGAAAAAUACAAGUUCAAGUACGAGUUUGUGACCUACAACUGGCCCCAUUGGCUUCGCAAGCAAACGGAGAAGCAACGAGAGAUUUGGGGUUACAAGAUCUUGUUCUUGGAUGUUUUGUUCCCAUUGGAUUUGGAGAAGGUUAUCUUUGUUGACGCCGACCAAAUUGUCCGCGCUGAUUUAAAGGAAUUGAUGGAUCUUGAUUUGAAGGGAGCACCAUACGCAUACACACCCAUGUGUGACUCUCGCACUGAAAUGGAGGGAUUCCGUUUUUGGAAGCAAGGUUACUGGAAGAAGUAUUUGCGCGGCAUGAAGUACCACAUUAGUGCAUUAUAUGUUGUCGACUUGGAUCGUUUCCGUCACAUGGGAGCCGGUGAUUUACUGCGUCGUCAAUACCAACUUUUAUCUGCUGAUCCAGAAUCUUUGUCAAAUUUGGAUCAAGAUCUGCCUAACCAUUUACAGCGCAUGAUCCCCAUUUAUUCUUUACCGCAAGAAUGGCUUUGGUGUGAAACAUGGUGUAGCGACGAAAGCUUGAAGAAAGCCAAGACAAUCGACUUGUGUCAAAACCCUUUAACCAAGGAAAAGAAGCUGGAUCGUGCCCGUCGUCAAGUCACUGAGUGGACAACGUACGACGAUGAGAUCCACGAUCUUUUAGAACACGAGUUGCAUAAAGAGGAAGCCCGUCCCGAGAGCAUCCGUCAACCUCAGCAAGUUCUACAGCUGUCGCAACAAUCAACACAAUCGAAUCCCUCUUCUAACGAGGGUGUCGAUGAGUUGUAAGCAUGUUUUCCAUCUGCCCCCUUUUUCCACCUUUUGAUGUGUUGUCGGUAACCUAUGUAUCCUUUUACCCUCCUGCAUCCUUCAGAAAAAAAGCGUCUUAUAGAAUGACGCGUCUUUAUUGACGUCUCAAAUGUUUAGUCAUAACAUUUGAUCCAUUAUUCAUUUAAUGAAUGUACUACCAAGCAGCUAUAGCAUAGAAUACAAGCUUUAACCUUUCGCAUGAAUAACUCAAUUCGACGCGAUAGUUUAGGGAGGAAAAGGAAAUGUGAGGCAGGAAGAGAGACUCAGCGGGUAG
This is a messenger RNA of Schizosaccharomyces japonicus yFS275, 4736 nucleotides long. RefSeq names its product UDP-glucose-glycoprotein glucosyltransferase Gpt1. Gene Ontology annotation, cellular component: endoplasmic reticulum lumen. Lineage: Eukaryota; Fungi; Ascomycota; Schizosaccharomycetes; Schizosaccharomycetales; Schizosaccharomycetaceae. Bases 107 to 4441 code for a protein of 1444 amino acids. Gene Ontology annotation, biological process: UDP-glucosylation; glycoprotein biosynthetic process; N-glycan processing. Gene Ontology annotation, molecular function: D-mannose binding; UDP-glucose:glycoprotein glucosyltransferase activity; misfolded protein binding. The transcript has a single exon. The record is from RefSeq and is a predicted model, not a curated record.